Molecule: messenger RNA, 1497 nt
Organism: Colletes gigas
Lineage: Eukaryota; Metazoa; Arthropoda; Insecta; Hymenoptera; Colletidae
Product: sodium channel protein Nach-like
Exons: 9
Coding region: 34-1497 (487 amino acids)
Biological process (GO): sodium ion transmembrane transport
Cellular component (GO): membrane
Molecular function (GO): ligand-gated sodium channel activity
Source: RefSeq, a predicted model, not a curated record
GCUAUCUGCAGCAUUAAUAGAAUAAGUCUUCGAAUGGUCAAAGAACUGGCGACUGAAAUAUAUAACGCGAAUAUUUCGAACUUGUCUCUCGACGAAACUCUCGAGGUGCUUUGGACGCUUGGUGAUUUCUACGAGACGUCGAACGCGAAGGCUGACAAUUACACGCAACUUACUCAACUGCUGUCCAAGUUUUACGAUAACGAUUACGACAUCGCCGAGCUCAUGAUGCGCCUGACCCCGGACUGCUCCGCUAUGCUUGUGCUCUGUUAUUUUCAAAACGAGAAGCAGAACUGCUCGGACAUAUUCACGGUCAGCCAAACGGAGACUGGAUUUUGUUGCACUUUCAACUACAUCCCGGAAAGAUACGACUCGCCAACGAUAUCAUUUUCACCGCGUCGGGUAGAACACGUGGGCAAAACGAGCGGUUUAACACUGAUGUUGGACCCGCUGAUGGAUGAUUACUUUUACCCCAUUAUCUCUACCACGGGUUGGAAGGUGAUGGUGUUCGAUCCCUACGACUACCCUGACACGACCACUGGCGGCGUAGUGGAGCUUUUGCUGUCUCCAUUGAACGAUAAAUACGUGGAACUGGACGCGUUAGGGUUGCACAGCAGCGAGAACAUUCGUUCAUAUCCGAUCGAGAAACGCGGAUGCUACUUUCCGAACGAAAGGCCAUCGAUCUCCGCGAUAUACACCGCCAGCGAUUGCAUAGUUGCCUGCAAAGUAGCCGAUAUAUGGAAGAGCUGCAAAUGCAGACCGUUCUUCUACAAUCCACGGCCCACGGAACAGAUCGACGCAAAGAACGAGGAAAUUGAGGUAAUGCCGAUAUCCGUAGAUAUUCUCAUCGCGAUAGAACGUAUUUCCGGAUGGAAACAAUUUUACUUUGUGCCCAAUAAAUCGUACAAUUAUUAUUCUAUUGGUCAUUCAGGGUCCAACAGGACUUGCACCAUGGAGGACAUACCGUGCUUAAGGGAGUACAAAUAUUACACUCUUUUUCUAAACUCAGAUAAAAGACUUUCGAUAGUGCCUUACCCGGAAAGAACAUUAAACUCUUUGGUAAACAAUAACCAAACGCUGUACUGUAAAAACUGUUAUCCUUCAUGUGACGAAAUUUUUUAUCUGGCCAAGAGCACUGUGUUCGAACUCAGGAGUGGCUACUUUAAAACGACCCUACUCGACAACGUUAACGUAACAAAUCACAGUAUCCUUCGAGUGUAUUUCGGGAAAGUUGGAACCGCGUAUCUGAAACAAGAUGAGAGCUACCGUUGGUACGAGUAUUUGAGUGACGCUGGCGGAAUAUGCGGAUUUUUCGUCGGUUUUAGCCUAACCAGCGUGAUAGAGAUCGUUUACUUUAGCGUGCUCUUUCUAUUGGAGAUAUUUAACCCUAAAACCGAUCCCGAAACUGCGGGGGAAGACGAGAAUCCACAUAAUCAACUCUCGAUACAAGCUGUUUACUGGAACGAGCUAUUUCCACGUUCGAGAAUUCGAGAACAAUGA